AUGUACGAUAUUAAAGUUGAUGAGUCAUUUUUUAAUUAUAAUCAAAUUCACGAUGAAAUUCCGCAAGAUGAUUUCAGCGAACAUAUUCCUGUAGAAGAUAGUCUUACGGCCCAGCAGCAGACAUUAUUGUGGAAUGAAGAACAUUACUUACGUAUUGCACCUGGUGAAGACAAUGUACCUCAAAGCUUAUUAUUUGAUGAACAUGCAGAGGAACUUUCCUUUCCCGCAAUUUACUUGGGUCAAUUCCCUGGAUGUGGUAAGACUUUCGUCAUAAAGCUUAUCAUGGAAAUUUAUAACCGAUAUAAUGAGAAUGAUGGAUGCUGUAACUCGUACAUCGCCUGUGCUUCAACAGGCAAAGCUGCUGUUGCCAUUGACGGAACUACCGUACAUACUGCCCUAAAAAUAUCUUUGUCGAGAUUACUUCCACUAAGCACUGAAGUAGCACAUCAAUAUAGAGCACUAUUUAAAUACGUCAAAGUGUUAAUCAUUGAUGAAAUAAGUAUGAUUGGUGCUGAAUUACUUUCUCAGAUUGACUCUAGGUUGAAGCAGAUUACUGGAGAUUUUAAAACUAACUUUGGUGGUUUAGACGUUAUUUUGAUUGGAGAUCUACGCCAGUUACCACCAGUUCGAGCUACCCCAAUUUACAAACAGCAGAAGCAGAAAAUUGUUGGACCUAUUUUAUGGCGUGGAUUCAGAUUUUUUGAAUUAGAUCAAGUUAUGCGGCAGGCAAACCAAGAGUUUUCUUCAAUAUUGACAAAAAUUGGGAAUGGUCAACAGCUCAAUGAUCAGGAAUUAAUUUUAUUGGAAUCGCGAUUUGUAACAAUGCAGGAGGCCGAAGAAAAAUGUCCACAUGGAAUCAGACUAUUUAAUACAAACAAGGAUGUUACAAAAUAUAAUAACCGAAUUUUAAGUACUGCUCCAAAUAAAACUACUUCAAUUGCUAAAGACGUAUUUGUUGGCUGUACUUCAGCAGAACAAACAGCUUUUGUCCGUCAAAAAUUAUAUAAAAUGUCGCUCAUUGAUACUGGAGGGUUGCCUUAUGAAACCGUAUUUGUGCCGAAUGUUUUCUACAUGAUUACAACAAACAUCGAUGUAUCAGAUGGCCUAGCAAAUGGAGCUGUUGGAAAAUUAGUUCAUCUUGAAUUUAAUGAUGAAGGAGAUGUGAAUGUUAUAUGGCUUGAUUUCCCAGACUCACCAAAAAUUGUAGCCGUUUCCUUGGCAACGGAAAUACAGCCAGUAGCGACUCGGGUCGAGCCUUAA
Messenger RNA from Pieris macdunnoughi, 1260 nucleotides. The record is from the annotation of a GenBank genome assembly. NCBI's taxonomy places the organism in Eukaryota, Metazoa, Arthropoda, Insecta, Lepidoptera, Pieridae.